Messenger RNA from Magnolia sinica, 1863 nucleotides. RefSeq lists its product as uncharacterized. Gene Ontology annotation, molecular function: transmembrane transporter activity. The coding region runs from base 39 to 1706 and encodes 555 amino acids. Lineage: Eukaryota; Viridiplantae; Streptophyta; Magnoliopsida; Magnoliales; Magnoliaceae. The record is from RefSeq and is a predicted model, not a curated record. The transcript has 3 exons. Gene Ontology annotation, cellular component: membrane. Gene Ontology annotation, biological process: transmembrane transport.
UAACUCCACUCAGAUCUCUCUCUCUCUCUCAAGUCGCAAUGGGCAGCAGCGGCAGCGGCAGCGGCGACGAAUCCAAGCCGUCCAUCCUCUACGACUCAUCCCCAUCUCACCCCCUUCUGUCCAAACCCUCCCAAACCGAUCCACACCAUCCCAUUGAAGAAUCGGAAUCGAAUCCCUACCCUCUGAUCACCUUCAAUUAUGGGCCCAGGCAUUUUCAAGACCUCCCCUUCCUCUUCCUCUUUCUCCUCUUCUCUCUCUCCACCUUUGCCUUCGGCAUCUUCUCCAUUGCUCACCGCAACCCCUACUCCUCCCAUAUCUCCUCCUUCAUAUACGACCACAACACCACUUCGUGCAUCCACAAGUCCUCCGUCUCACCGCUCGCGAUCUUCCAGCUUCCGUCCUUCUCCUCCUAUUCCUCAUCAUCGUCAUCAUCACCGUUGAUCAAGGAUCUUACCUGGACUCUCGUGAUCACCUUCAUCCUCAGCGGCCCUUUCAUCUUUUGCCUUCUCUGGUCUCUCAGGCAUUACACCAAACAGAUUGUCUAUGCGUCUCUCCCUUUCUUCAUUAUCAUUCCCGUCUUCAUUAAUGUCUUCUGGUUCGUCGCAUGCACUGUGACACCAACCUGCCGCGACUCGUUUUCUCUUGCAUACCGCAUCCUCAUUCUUGUCUUUGUUUUCUUGAUCAUUGUGAUCAUUGCCUGGAUUAUUUUUGCCAACUGGCACCGGAUCGAACUCACGAUCAGGAUCGUUGGUGUCGCUUCAGAUGCGCUCGCAAGGAACAUUGGGCUUUUGGGGGUGCUUCCAUGUUUGAGCUUCGGGAUCAUUGUGUAUUUUGUGCCAAUUGUUGUUUUCUUAGUUUUUGCACGGUUGAAUGGUAAGAUCGUGCCCAAGGCAAGUGGUGAGACCGAGUAUGAUUGUGUUUGGAAGCAGGAUAGCUGGGUGCCUGCAUAUUUUACUCUGGCGAUUGUCACAAUGCUAUGGUCGGCUGCUGUGAUGGUGGAAGCUCAGGUGUAUGUGAUUAGUGGGACUGUUGCUCAGUGGUACUUUCUGAAGGAGGGGUCGACUCCCAGCCGGAGUAUAAGGAGUUCUUUGAGAAAUGCUUUUGGUCACUCCUUCGGCACAGUAUGCUUCUCAGGCUUGCUAAUUGGUGCUGUCCGUGUGGUGCGUGCUGCAGUUGAUAGUGCAGAGAGAGAAGAUGCUGCUUCUGGGAUAGUGAAUCUUAUUCUCCGGUGCUGUGUAAAUGUUUUGUUAUCAGCAAUUAAUUUUCUCAACAAGUUCACAAUCAACUUUGCAGCUAUAACUGGUGAAGGAUACUGCUCUUCUGCCAAGAUGACAUAUGAACUUCUGAGACGUAAUCUUCUCUCUGCUGUUUUUGUGGAGACUGUCUCCACACGUAUCCUGGUUGGAAUUAUCUUUGUCCUAUCCGCGCUAUAUGCAAUAGUGGUCUGUGCAAUUCUGAAGGCCGUUAGCUCACUUGGGGUAGAAGCGUACUUUGUUGCCGUUCUCGCAUGGAUGCUACUGCUCGCGGCACUGGGUUACUUUGUUCACGUGCUGGAAAACGUAAUUGACACGGUAUAUGUAUGCUAUGCCAUAGAUAGGGACAAAGGUGAGGUGUGUAAGCAGGAGGUCCAUGAAGUUUAUGUUCACCUUCCAAUCAGUAGGAAUGAUAGACUUUCCCAUGCUCUAAGAACUCCAUUGAUUGUCUGAUUUUGUUAUUUUCUAGCACUGAAGUCCUUUCCGGACCUUGUUUCACCUAUCAAGGGUGAGUGUGCAGUUUGUGAAUUGUAUAAACUUUCUCUGUAUCGUUCUCUUUGUAUUACUGAGGUUUGUUACAAUAAAAGCAGUUCAGGCAGAGAUUGAUGUA